Molecule: messenger RNA, 3439 nt
Organism: Anguilla rostrata (American eel)
Lineage: Eukaryota; Metazoa; Chordata; Actinopteri; Anguilliformes; Anguillidae
Product: vesicle transport protein SFT2A-like
Exons: 8
Coding region: 268-747 (159 amino acids)
Biological process (GO): vesicle-mediated transport
Cellular component (GO): membrane
Source: RefSeq, a predicted model, not a curated record
CAAACGCAAGCACCUAGUAAAUACGACCUGGUCACGUGAUAAAUUUCAGACUUUACGAGUUGACAAGUACCGUCCAAAUGCAUGAUUAUUCCUAUAAAUAGAAUUUUUGAAGUGGGCGUGUGCUCGGGAGUCGGUGAGUUCCACUUCCUGUAAAUUGUGUUGACACUGGAGCGGAAAUAGGAAGUUUGACAGUAUAGUUCACAGUCCGCAGUUCUCACACAAUUCUAUGUAACAGACUUAAAACGUCUAUGACAUUUAAAACAGAACAUGGACAAGCUUCGUCGUGUAUUAGGCGGUCAAGAUGAAGAGGAUCAAGGCGGGCUGACUGAGAUCCUGGAUGCGUCCACACUCAGCUACAGCACGCGGUUUAAGUGCUUCAUCGCCUGUUUCGCCUGCGGGGUCCUUUGCUCCAUCCUGGGGACUGCAUUGCUUUUCUUACCAAAAGGCACUCAGCUCUUCGCAGUUUUCUACACACUUGGAAAUGUUGCAGCCUUACUAAGUACCUGUUUCCUGAUGGGUCCGCUGAAACAGUUGAAAAGAAUGUUUGAACCCACCCGGUUGCUGGCGACAUGUGUGAUGCUGCUUUGCCUGAUUCUGACACUGUGUUCAGUCUUCUGGUGGCAAAAAAAGGGCUUGGCAAUCCUUUUCUGUAUACUACAGUUUUUGGCAAUGUCGUGGUACAGCAUCUCCUACAUCCCAUUUGCAAGGGAUGCAGUGAUGAAGUGCUUUACCACGUGCCUGAACUGAACUCCUCAUUCUGCCUGAAUUGAGCUCCACUUCCUGUCUGAGCUGAAUUCCACCAUCAAUGUUUUGAGGCAAACAAAAUUCUUCACUCCUGGUCUUUUCCCAUCUGUAUGGACUUAUUUUAGGAGGUUCUGAUGUUGUGUCCAACUUAGCUAUGCUAGCUAUUCUUGCAUUGUUUUCAGUAUCAUGAGGCAUAAUGAGCGAGAAACUUGGAACACUUCAAUAUUCAAGAAUAGCAAAGACAGAACUUUCAAUGUUUCAAGUAUGGAGCUGAUCAUAUAUGGUUAGUUUAUAGACAAUUUGUGACUCCUGAUUCUCUGUGAGCAGAGCUUCACCUCUUUGUGCUGAACUCAGUCUUUGAAUCAGCUCUUUUUGGCUUGAUCUUAUGCAAGCAUGGCACAUCUGCCAAGGGAAUUUAGUUUCUUCUUCUUGAAUGUAUAAGUAACUGUACAUAUUAUUUCCAAACAUAUUUUUAAAUGGCAUGUGUUUGUUAUUCAUAAUUUAUUGAGUGGACAUGGUUAGUUUUAAGUGAAUAUUUUAAUUAGGGGAGAGAUGGUUAGUUUGGAAUAGAUAAAAAGUAUUUAAGACCUUUUUAAAAUGUGCAUUUUCAUAGAAUGUAAUAGUGCCUUUACUGUCUAAUGUGGAGCGGAGGUUGAGGGAUUGUUAAUGUAGUCUGAAAGACCAUUGAGUCUUUGAUAUGUUUCUUAUUUUGUAUGGAGAACAGUAAUGUUUUUCCCCGUGUUUGCUUUGUAUACUUUUUGUAUACAAAAUUAUGGAAUUGUGUUUUUAAAGGUUGUUAACUGCCAUGAUCUGAUUGUAAAAAUAAGCAAAAAUGUAGGGGUUAUAAAAUAAUUAAUCAUAAAUAAUCAUCACUUCAGAAUUGAUGUCAUAAGAGCUCCCACGUGAAUUUGUCAAUAAUAAGCAUAUGGAUGGUUGCAAUUGAGUGGCUCAGUCAGUAAAUGGGCUCACUACAAAUACAGGCUUGGCCUUAUAUAUUGGCACAGUCAGUAAAGGUUCUGAACGCAAGUGCAAUAUGUAGUGUCUCGGCCAGGAACGAUUUUAGUGACAACAGUCGCACAAAUGCUACCGGUGCCACAAAAUUGCUAGUUCAGUCAUGUGCUAACAGAAUAUGUUUUGCCUCUGCAGGUUUGGUAGUUUUGUGGUCUGCAAUAAUCCUGUUGCGUUAGGCGAUGCAAAAGGGGGUGAGUCAUUUAAAGCAGUGGUUCUCAGGGUGUAGGUCCUGGGGACCCUCUAUGUAUGCUGGUUUUUGUUCCAACCAGAUAAAGUAUACUUCAAUCCCAGAAUUUUAACAAUUUUUCUUUAUUUUUUUUUGGAGAUUUUCAUUUCAGUUUCAGUUUAGAGGGAUCUACCCUGUUAAGCCACAUUAUGUCAGAAAUAGCUAUGCAUGCCAUGAAGAAUAAAAGUCCCAUGUUCUCCAUGGCAUGCAUGUAUAUAUAUUUCUGACAUAAUGCAUAAUGCCUUUUUUAAAUUAUGGGAUUGCAAUUGUGGUUUGAAUGAAAACCAACAUACACAGGGCUCCCCUGGAACCACUGAUUUAAAGCAUUUAGCAUUGUGCAAGUUUGGUGUCGAAUGAUUCAUUUGCAUUUUAACCCAAGACCACGUUUUAAUUUGAACAUUGGUUCAUUGUUCUAUUUUGGCGCUCUUACCAAUGUUCACAAAUGAACAUUGAACGUAAUGGGAUAAACAUAAGAAGACGGAUGGUCAGAGAGGCAGUCUGUACGUCUGCCAAAUUGUGUAAGAAGCAUUUCUUAAAUAAUUAUUUGCAGUAACACCUCUAAUAACCUCUGAUAUAUAACAGCAAGGAAUUUAGAUUUUCAGAAAUUCCAUUUCUGUGGGAACUUAUGCCAAUAGGCUCAGUUCCUUUCAUUGGAGUUGUUACUUACAUGAGACUACUGAUAGUUUAUUUUUAAAUUAAUUUUUUGCUGUAAACUUUAUCUGGUAAUCAAACCAGCUGUAAUCAGAAUAUGAUUAGAACUUGGUUUUUGAACAUGGGCUACAUUAAACAUAAACAAUGAUAAAAAUUCUAAACAUGUCCUCAGUCUGUAACUAUAUUGGUGUCAUCUAUGAAUCUGCUCAUUCUGAAGUAGUGACACUAUGAAAAGAAAACAACGGUUAUUUUUUUCCGCACACCAAACCUGCAUUUAGUGCAUUUCACAAUACACUGCAUUAUUAAAGAAUUAAUAGUGUUAGGUUAGGGGCAGUUUAAGUUUAGCUGGGUUGUCAGAAGAUGCCUUCAGUUCCACAGACUGUCACUUUUCCAGGGCAUAGCAAGAACCAUCUUUAGCUUGCUUAGAACUUUGUAUCUUUCUAAAACUUUUCUUGGUUAUUUGCUUAAUUUUUUUUGUAAUUGGUAGACAUAAACUACAUUAUAAUAUUAAUUUAGCCUUAGUUCAGUUAUUGAUUUUAAAAUGAUUGUACUUGUUAUACAUGUCCUACAAGGCUUUGUACCAGAAUACAUACCUGGAUUUUCAGGGAAAACAUUGGCCCAAACAUGCCCUCUGAUCUUAUGCUAUUAACCUCUCUGUAUUUCAAAGGUUCACGGCAAAAGAGCAGAAUGAUGCUUCUCCUUCCAUGGUCCUAUACAGGGAAACAGCCUGCCUCUUUAGAUCAGAGAGGCAUACACUAAAACUAAACAUUAGUUUAAAAGGUUCAUUAAAACCACGUUUUUACAUUA